AUGUGGAUACCAUCCGACGAGUCCGAUAAACUGGCCAAUAGCGGAAUAUUGCUGUUUGCUGCUCGUAUUAGGCGCAUGUUUUCGAUAACUCCAUCGGCGUUACUGGGAUGCAAGGAAGUUGCUAUAAUGAGGACACAUGGAUUACCUAUAAGGCUGCCGCUUCCUCCCGGUCCCAGAGGUCUCCCUAUUUUUGGCAAUUUCUUAGAUGUGCCGAGACGAGCGGCCUGGGAAACAUAUGCUGAUUGGGCAAGGCGUUAUGGUGAUAUCAUGUCCGUCCGUAUAGUCGGACAGACUUUUGUGAUCAUCAAUUCAGUUGAGAUUGCACGCGAGCUUUUGGAACAACGAAGCUCAGUUUAUUCUGAUCGCCCGGUCAUUCCAUCACACGAACUGAUGCAGUAUGACCUUAUUCUGUCUAACUCGGGUUUUGGGCAAUGGUGGAAAUCCUGUCGAAGAAUCAUCGAUCGUAGCUUCCGCCAGAGAACUGCGAUUACCUACCGAUCCAUACAAACUCGCAAGAGCGAGCAAUUUCUGAGGAAGCUUGCCCAUAAACCUAAUGACGUUGUCAAUCAUAUUACACAUCUUAGUGCCUCUGCUGUGAUGUCUAUCAUAUAUGGUUUGCAAAUCGCCGACUAUAAUGACCACUACGUUGCACUCGCAGAAGAUACAAACAAAAGGGGAAGUAUCGCUGCCAUACCUGGCGGCAUGCUCAUCAACGCCUUCCCAAUCUUAAAUUCCCUACCAGCAUGGUUUCCAGGCAUGAGCUUCAAGAACGAUGUUCUGACUGCCAUACAGCAAAUUCAGGAAGCCGCCAACGCUCCGUUUGAUUUUGUGAAAUAUGAAAUGCAAAAGGGGACCGCAGAACCGUCGUUUGUUCUCCAAAGCUUGGAUCCAUCUGCAGAGUCGGAUAAUAAUGAGAUUGACGAGAAAGUGAUCAAAUUUUCUGCGCUUUCUCUCUAUUUAGGUGAGCAGCGAAGCGGAACUGUCUCAAUAUUAUCAACGUUCUUCAUGGUCCUCGUACUUUAUCCAAGUGUACAGGAGCGUGCUCAAGCGGAGGUUGACGCGAUCGUGGGACGAAAGCGUCUCCCCGAAUUCGACGAUAGACCUCACAUGCCCUAUAUCGAUGCUAUCUGUCGGGAACUUUUGAGAUGGAGGAUGGUAACACCUAUGGCUGUUCCGCAUGCGACCACAGAGGACGAUACAUAUGGGGGUUACUUCAUUCCCAAAGGCUCGCAAGUCAUUGUUAAUAGUUGGUCCAUUCUCCAUAAUCCGGCUGUCUAUCCCGACCCAGACGUCUUCCGACCCGAACGAUUUUUGGCGCCUGACGGUUCAGUUGUUGAGGAUCCCAACCUCAUAUCCGCCUUUGGGUUCGGUCGGAGAAUCUGUCCUGGUCGCUUUUUUGCUGAUGCUACCAUAUGGAAGGUAGUCUCAGCCGUUAUUUCUACGUUCACCGUCAAAAAGGCGACAGAUACGGAUGGGAAUGAAGUGCCUGUCAAAGUAGAAUUCACCGACGAUAGACUUCUCUGCCACCCCCUUCCAUUCCAAUGUUCCAUCUCACCUAGAGAUAAGCAGGCCGAGGCAUUGAUCGCGCAAAUCGAGCCUUGA
Heterobasidion irregulare TC 32-1 is the source of this 1602-nucleotide messenger RNA. It is a transcript of the gene cyp39, whose product is annotated as cytochrome P450 monooxygenase 39. Gene Ontology annotation, molecular function: monooxygenase activity; oxidoreductase activity, acting on paired donors, with incorporation or reduction of molecular oxygen; iron ion binding. Lineage: Eukaryota; Fungi; Basidiomycota; Agaricomycetes; Russulales; Bondarzewiaceae. Bases 1 to 1602 code for a protein of 533 amino acids. The transcript is spliced from 13 exons. The record is from RefSeq and is a predicted model, not a curated record.